GCCAAUGGCCGCAGCGGCUGCGAUAUCAGGUAAGCAGUUGAGCUUCAACAAGUCCCGCGCCGACCGGCCAGCAAGAAUCAGUACCCUAGCCGCCGCCGCCUCCACACCUUCAAGUUCGUCGGCGCUCUUCUCCUUUCGCUUUCUUCCGCCCGUCGGGACGUAUCUUCUCUGCUCUGUGGUAAACUGGUAGGUAAAGAGUUCUUUCCCGCCUCCGCAGAGAGAAAAAGAUGAGAAAUUUGGAACUGGAUAGUAAGAGGAUGAAGAGCAAGAAAAAGAGACGUGAGAAUGAUGUAGAGGUCGAAGUUAAGAACGAAGAAAAGAGUCACGAAAGGAAUCCAGGGGACGGGAAGAAGAAGAGAAGAAGGGAAACGAAGAACAAUGGUGAAUUGGUGACAGUCAGUGAAGCAAACAGUUUGGUUGAAGCAGAGACGGUGAAGAAGAUGAAGAAGAAGAAGAAACAAAGAAAGGAGAUUGUGGCGAAGAUUGCUCCAGUCGAAGAGUCCGAUCAGGUUGAUGAUGGCUCUGCCAGGCAAAGUGGUAAAUCAAUGAAAUCCAAGAAAGACAAGAAGAAAAACAAGAUGAAGCCGGUGGUUGCAUCAGAAGGAGUUGGCAUGCAGAGGAAAACAGAAAAACAAGAGGAGGAUGUCUACUGCCUGUCAUCAGGCGAUGAAGACUGCUCAAAAGGGAUGAAAAAAUGGCUUACAGAGUACAACGAAAGUAGACCAGGUUUGAGGGCAUUGCAACAACGAAUAGAUGACUUCAUAAUUUCUCAUGAAGAAAAACUCGAAGAGGAGAAAAAAGAAAGAGAAGCUCAAGCUGCAGAUGGUGGUUGGACAGUUGUUGUACAUCAGAGAGGAAGGAAAAAGACGACGGAUCCUGAGAGUGGGAUCGCUGUGGGCUCCGCCGUUCCAGUUGCCAAAGUCGAUGACAUCACAACCAAGAAGAAACGCAACGAAAUAGGGGUAGAUUUUUAUCGGUUUCAGAAGAGAGAAGCUCAUAUGAAUGAAAUCUUGCAACUCCAGAGCAAAUUCGAGGAGGACAAGAAGCGGAUUCAGCAACUCAGGGCUGCAAGAAAGUUCCGACCGUACUGAGUUCCAUUGAUCAUUGGAGGAUCUAAGGGGAAUGAUUCUGAUUGCUGAACUGACUGGACGCAUAUUCAGUUUGGUUUCGCCACACAGAGACACUCUCAUGUUUAUCAAGUUUAGUUUUCUUGCAUAGAACAUUGUAUGAUAGAAAUUGCUAUGGUUGGGGUUGCCAAAAGCUGUUUUCCUGCUGGGUUGACUCCGAUUUUGAAGGUGGACUUGAGCCGUGGGAUUUUACUGACUCAAAUUCUCAGCCAUCUCAAACUUCUUCCCCAGUGAAUGGCUUAUGCUUCUGAUGGUUGGCUGUAAUUCAAUUGUGCAACUAAUCUCUAUUGUAAUUUUUUAGCAUACUCUAUUAUGAGGUUUUACUUAGAUGGUACCAUACCAUUCUUUUGUUUUGUCAUAUGAAAUAGAGAUACAAU
Messenger RNA from Linum tenue, 1504 nucleotides. The record is from the annotation of a GenBank genome assembly. Lineage: Eukaryota; Viridiplantae; Streptophyta; Magnoliopsida; Malpighiales; Linaceae.